AGCAAGCAAAACAACUGACAAAUAACUUAACACCCCUGUCAUCUUCAUCACAGAAUCCAAUCCACUGACACCCCCAUUCCCUCUUCUCCAUCAUCGUCACUAUCCAAACCCAGCAGCAGCACUACCCCCAUGAAUUCUUCGCCCCCAUAACUACCCUCCAGCUUCAACAAAUUUACCUGUAAACCUCCAAUGGCCCACCCUAACUAGAACCAUCAGUCUCUGUCUUCUUCUUGUUUCACUUCAAAAUUCAAACCCUAAUUUCCCUCCCAUCCCCACUCAAAAAUGGCUUCAUAGAAGCGCUUUUCCAAAUCUCCCUCAUUGCGAAGCGCUUUUGCAUUCAGAAGAUCUCCUAGACUCACUUCUUCUUCUUCGCCUCCCAAAAUCAAACCCACUUCCAUGAAGUCGCCCCUCAAAAAUCCGCCAUUGUUGAACUCAGACGCAUUGGCUCUUUCUUUGUAUGUCAAUGGAAACGAAGCAAAUGAAGACCAGCCAACGCCGUUGAAAAUGUACGACCCCAAUUCAUCUGCCGAGAAGUCUGUGCGAAGAUCGCCGAGGUGUACCACAAACAAGUACAAAAGUCCCAAAUUUGAACCUGCAUUGUCUAAUUGCUUACGGAGAUCGCCGCAAUUCUCGGCCCCAACUGAUGAUCGGGAGGUGAAUUUGAUGAAAUCUGAUUUGAAUUUGAUUGAAUGGCAGGGUUCUGAUGCGGGAGAGGUGGGUGUGAAGUGGUUGAGGUCGCGCAUGGUGCCAAUGCGUUUGGAUGGGUCUGCAUUGUCGAUUGAAUCGCCUUCGAAGAAGGCGAAGACAUCUUCAGCGAGGUCUGGUUUGAGAAAAUCUCCGAGAUUGCGUGCUAAUGUCGAUGUCAAGUGUAAUUUGUUGGCAUUGCCUGUAUCAUCAUCGUCGGUGAAACAGUUUUCGAAGAAAACAAAGACCAAUUGGGGGAAAAGCGAUUCGAAUGUAUUUGGUAAAAGAUGCUCGAGGUCUCAAAAAGUGCCUGUUCUACUAGUUGAUGAACAUGGUGAGACAAAGUCUAAGUCUGUUGUGAAAAGAAAGCUGAAGGAGAAGAGUAAGAGCGCUUUUGGGAGCUGUGAUUUGGGUGUGUUGGGCAAAAAGUGCUUGAGAUCUCGGACAAUACCAUUUCGGCUAGUUGGGAUUGAAGAUGUUGAAUCUAAGCGUGUUUUGAUUGAAUUGCCUGAAGUUUUAAGGGAUAAGAAGCAACAGGAGGAGAUUAAGACGAAUUCUGGGUGCUUUGAUUUGGAUGGGAUUGCUGAGAAGAAGUGCUUGAGAUCUAAGAAAGUCCCAAUUUGCGUUGUUGGGACUGAAAAGGAGGACACAAAGCCAGGUUUAAUUGCAUUGCCUGUGAGUUUGGGGGAUGAAAAGCAAGAGGAGGAGAUUAAGACAGCUUCUGGGAGCUACGAUUUUGAUGGGAUUGUUGAGAAGUGCUUAAGAUCUCGGAAAGUUGCAUUUCGCGUUGUUGGGACUGAAAAUGAGGACACAAAACCAGCUUUAAUUGCACUGCCUGAUGUUUCAGCAGAAAAAAAGCCAUCUUCAAUGAAGAAAGAGAAAAACCAGAAGACCACAUGUUCCUUUUUUGGACAGCCUGUUCCAGAGGAAGAAGCUCGAGAAAGAUGGCGAUGGCGCUAUGAAUUGAAGAGAUUGCAGAGUCAAAGAUCUGGGAGCCAAGGCAAGAUAUUAAAGUGAGUCGCAAUCUACAAACUUGUCUCCUAGUGAAGGUGAGGAGGAUGAAAUAAUUUUGAACGUGGAAUGCCAUUACACUCAAGCUAAAGUUGACAGCUGCAUAUUCAAUCUUGGAGAUUGUGCAUACAUAAAGG
Messenger RNA from Camellia sinensis, 1832 nucleotides. NCBI's taxonomy places the organism in Eukaryota, Viridiplantae, Streptophyta, Magnoliopsida, Ericales, Theaceae. The record is from RefSeq and is a predicted model, not a curated record.